Messenger RNA from Coregonus clupeaformis (lake whitefish), 1356 nucleotides. Its product is annotated as zf-DHHC domain-containing protein. Gene Ontology annotation, molecular function: palmitoyltransferase activity. Lineage: Eukaryota; Metazoa; Chordata; Actinopteri; Salmoniformes; Salmonidae. The record is from RefSeq and is a predicted model, not a curated record. The transcript is spliced from 9 exons. The coding region runs from base 14 to 922 and encodes 302 amino acids.
AGGGGGAACCAAGAUGGCGUUUCUACGCUGUAGGCGAGACCCGUGUGGAUUUAUAUGUCUCAUACUAACUUAUUUCAGCGUCUUUUACGCCGAUUAUGUGGUAAUUCAGUAUGUCCUCAUCCCUGCCUACUCGGGAAGUGUGUGGUGUACACUACACGGGUCAGUGUUUAACGUGAUUCUACUGCUGCUGCUGGCCUGUCACUCCAAAGCUGUCUUCUCAGACCCAGGUAUGGUUCCCUUACCAGAGACGGCUAUAGACUUCUCUGACCUAAGGUCCCAGAAUUCACACCUGAAUGAGAGGGGUUGUGAGGGCUGGACUGUGUGUAGUCGUUGUGAGACCUACCGCCCUCCCAGAGCUCACCACUGCAGAGUAUGUCAGCGAUGCAUACGACGCAUGGACCAUCACUGUCCCUGGAUCAAUAAUUGUGUUGGAGAGCUGAACCAGAAAUACUUCAUCCAGUUUCUCUUCUAUACAGGUAUGGCCAGUCUCUACUCCAUGGCUCUGGUGGUAUCGGCCUGGGUUUGGAGAAUACGGAGUGAGAGAGAGGGGGAAGGAGAGAAAGAAGGAGUGGAGUCUCCCAGCAAACACCUGAUUGUAGCUCACUACAUCAUUCUCCUGGUUGAGUCGGUGUUGUUUGGAGUGUUUGUCAUGGUCAUCUUCUACGACCAGUUGGUGUCCAUUAUAACAGAUGAGACUCCUAUAGAACAGAUGAGGAACAGACUGAUGAAGGACAGAACAUGGACCAGCGGCAGCACCGCUCAGCCUCCGACGCACAUCACACACACGCGCAAGCCCAAACUAGCCCUGCUCAGAGAGGUCUUCGGGAGAGGGUCGGUGUUCUGUUGGCUGUUCCCUCUACAUUCCAGUCCCCCAACCGUCGGUGGGAUCAGCUACUCUGCUGUUCCGGAUUACGAUGUCUAACAUUCCCACAACCUUCACACAACUUUUGGUGAUAGCAUUAACAUUCCUUCAAAGUUGCGGUUACGUCAUGGUCUUAAUAUAAUUAGGGCUGUCAAACGAUUUAAAAUAAUUAAUUGAAUUAAUGGCAUUAGUUUAAUCGCAAUUUUUGAAUUUGCUCAAAUUUGGCCCUAAAAGAUUGUUCCGUUUUAAAGAGUUACAUGCAUUACUAUGCUUUGCUUUUAAGGGACGGAAACACAAAGUAAUUUGUAUCAGAAUGUUUUAAUAGCAUUUCCACCAUAAACAUAAGGAUAUGGAUACAAAGAACAAUGUUCUAGAAACACUGUAACCAUCUGUACUGUUCAGAUAACACGGGCCUACACACUCUCCCCCCCUCCCACACCCUCGCUCUCUCUCUCACACACAUCCUCUCUCUCUCUCUCUCUCUCACACACACA